Molecule: messenger RNA, 612 nt
Organism: Thelazia callipaeda (thelaziosis nematode)
Lineage: Eukaryota; Metazoa; Nematoda; Chromadorea; Rhabditida; Thelaziidae
Source: the annotation of a GenBank genome assembly
AGAGUGAAAGAAUUAGUUUCAAAUUUUCAUUUAUCCUAUUCUUUAGGUAAUCACGAAAGUGAUGUUAUGAACAAAAUGUAUGGUUUCGAAGGUGAAGUUAAAAGCAAAUAUACGUCUCAGAUGGCUGAUUUUUUUACAGAAAUUUUUGAUUAUCUACCUCUUUGCCAUUUGAUUAAUGGAAAAGUAUUUGUUUGCCAUGGAGGUCUAUUCAGGGAUGAUGGUGUCACAUUAAAUGAUAUUAAAAAAACCAACCGUGUUCGUCAGCCACCCGAUGAUGGAAUUAUGUGCGACUUGCUUUGGUCAGAUCCACAAGAUGUGAAAGGUAGAGGACCAUCAAAACGUGGAGUUGGUUGCCAGUUUGGGCCUGAUGUAACAAAAAAGUUUUGUGAAAUGAAUGACCUUGACUAUGUUGUUAGAAGUCAUGAAGUGAAACCAGAAGGAUAUGAAAUUCAUCACGAUGGAAAAUGUAUUACUGUGUUUAGUGCACCUAAUUAUUGUGAUACGAUGGGGAAUAAAGGAGCAUUUAUAACAAUCAAAGGGGACAGUCUUAAACCACGUUUCACUUCCUUCACGGCUGUCGACCAUCCUUCGGUAAGUAAAACAGGAAUUUAG